Molecule: messenger RNA, 1173 nt
Organism: Limanda limanda (common dab)
Lineage: Eukaryota; Metazoa; Chordata; Actinopteri; Pleuronectiformes; Pleuronectidae
Product: protein delta homolog 1
Exons: 5
Coding region: 1-1173 (390 amino acids)
Molecular function (GO): calcium ion binding; Notch binding
Source: RefSeq, a predicted model, not a curated record
AUGCAUCUCACAGCGGUGGUCUUAAUUCUGUUCGUGGCAGGCAUCGCCAAAGGUUGGGAUUGCAGAGGGUGCAACACAGAAAAUGGGUUCUGUGAGAAGCCAGGGAAGUGCAGGUGCAAACCGGGCUGGCAAGGAGACAACUGUGACCGAUGCCUGCUGUUCCCCGGCUGUCUGCACGGCACAUGCGAGAGGGCAUGGCAGUGCGUGUGCACGGAGGGCUGGGUGGGCAGCCUGUGUGACCAAGAUACCCGCCUGUGCUCAUCCAGGCCUUGUGUCGGGAACGCCACCUGCAUAGAGACGGGAGAGGGGGGGUACCUGUGCAUCUGUCCCCACGGCUACGCUGGAGAAAGCUGCCACCUGAAGACAGGAGCAUGCCUCACAAACGGCUCUCCUUGUCAGAACGGAGGCACAUGUACAGACACCGGAGGCUCAGCAGCUUCUUCUUCCUGCUCAUGUCCCCCUGGAUUUUCCGGAGACUUCUGCGAGAUCAGCGUUGACAGCUGCCAGCCUAACCCCUGCGUCAAUGGUGGCAACUGUACAAAUCACGGCCUGGCCUUCACCUGUCUCUGUCCGCACAGCUUCACCGGGUUUACUUGUAACGACACCAGUAGCCUGUCGUCUUGCGCCGGCCAGCCCUGUGCCAACGGCAGCACAUGUGUUGGUCAGCCUGAUGGAACCUUCAGGUGUGUUUGCCAGAAACGGUUUACAGGUCCCACAUGUUCCCUGCAGCACAGACCGAAGGCCAAGCCUAAACCUGCCAGUUCCAGGCCUGCGGAACACAAGGUGUUUGCACUGACCCCGCAGCAUUACUCCCUUCCUGCUCACGCCUUCCACAGGCUCCUCAGACCGCCUGAGAGAGACCUGCUGAAGAUCACCCUGAAGGAGACCGUCCACACCCCCGGCGUCCUCGUCACCCAGGGUCAGCUCAUCUGCUUCGGCAUACUGGCCCUGCUCACCUGCCUGGUCAUACUGGGCACCACAGGCAUCGUGUUUUUCGGACGCUGCGAGACGUGGAUGGCUAACGCCAAGUACAACCAGCUUGUUCGGCAGCAGAGGGAACACCUGCUGAGGGAGAACGGCUGUAACCAGGACGAGCCGGAGCACUCAGUGAACAUCAUCCUGCCGGAGAAGAUUAGACUCACAAGCUUUGGGAGACACUACACAUCCAUUUGA